AUGGAAAUCUCGCCUUCGCGCAAGCGGCCACGCCCAGUAAUCUCCUGUCUCCGAUGCAGGGAGAAGAAACUGAAAUGCGACCGGGCGGCGCCAUGUCAGAACUGCUGGAAAGCGGGCUGUCGUGCGGAGUGCGCUUACAAUCAACAUCCUCAGUCUACCGAGUCUCUUCCCAAGGCCAAGCGAGUUCAGCUUUCCACGGAGAGAGAUGGUGAUGAUCAACAACCCCACUCGCGGCCGGGGACCGGCAUCAUCGAGGAUCUUCAGCAGCGUGUGGUGAAGCUGGAGGAACUCCUCGCCGUUCGACCACAUGCUGGCAAUUUUGGCCCGAUAAGAGAUGCUCCUGUUCAGAGUUCAUGGCCUCAAUCAGACUCUACACUUUCCACCGCACCCUUUCUCGGGACGUUAGUCGUCAAGGGGUCGCGAACUCGUUAUCACGGGCAAAACAAUCGCGUCACGCUUCUCAAUCAGUUUCCUGACGCGAAAGCGUUCAUCAACCACUGCUCUGAAGACUCCGCGCUCGUGGGGCUGGCCAAAGAAGUCCAAUUUCUUCAGACAAAGUCCCUGGCACCCAUCACCUCCCCUCAGUCCCUCUCUGGGUUAGAGAGUUUCCCUGAACUACAACACCUCCUCAGUUCUCUCCCUCCCAAAUCAACUUGUGACAAGCUGUUGGAAGUCUACACCACCAACUGCGAGAAGACUCUCAGAGUCAUUCACGUUCCCUCUUUUCUUCGCCAAUACACCUCUUUCUGGCAAGAUUCUGAUCACCAGUCUGCGUCCAGUUUUGUGCCUCUUCUGACAGCAGUCUUGACCGUUGCUGUCUCCUUUGAUCCUCAACCAUCUACUCUUGAUGAAUCAACAUCAUGGGACUACCUGACAAAAGAUGCCACGAAGUCACUACAAGUCUGGUUAGCUAAACUACCCCGAAAACAACGGGUAGGUCUGGCAACUCUGCAAGUCGAAACAUUGUUGUUGAUCUCCCAGCAACUCCGCCUUGUGUCCCCGGAAGAGCUAUGGAAAGCCAGUGGCUCCCUGGUCCGCUCUGGCAUGGUGAUGGGGUUGCAUGUCAACCUGUCUCAGUCCACCAACCUGUCUUUCUACCAGGCAGAAUGUCGUCGACGGCUUUGGAUCACCAUCAUUGAACUGGAUUUGCAGGCUUCUAUUACGUCCGGCAUGCCGGUCAUGACUCCGGAGCUGGACUUUGGACCUCUCACACCGUUGAAUAUCCAUGAUGUUGACUUUGACGAGCCGACUUCAAAGCCACCUUCGCCGAGCCCUCUCAGCGGAGAGACGGACUCUCUGGCUCAAAUAACUCUUGCUACUUCAUUGGCUCAUCGGAUCAGAGUUAUGAAGACGGUGCAACAUACAAACCCGCAUGACAACCUCGGUGAACGUGUCAAGCAAGGCCUAAGGCUGGAGAAAUACAUUUCGGAUGUUCCAACCCAGCUGAAGCCAAAUCACAACACGGAAAGCGCGCGCCCCGCGUUUGUUUUGAAUCAGGUCCUCCUCGACAUCUUUCUUCGCCGCCCUCUCCUUUGCCUUUUCCGUCCUGUCAUCACCCACAUCUCCCAUGAUGACCCGUCUUUCCAUGAGAUACGCGGGGCUUGUCUUGAUUCAUCACUUGCCAUCCUUUCUUAUCAAGAUCACUUUGACCCUCAGUUUGCUGACCUUGAUUUGUCCAACUCAACCCCCUACUGGGACAUUUUCCACAUGCUCUGUCAGCAUGACAUCUUGUGGGCAGCUCUCAGUGUAUGCGAGCAUAUGAGGCUACCCAUGAAAACCCCAACGGCUUCAUCUCCUGCCAACGAUGUCACCGAGUCAAGGAUUUCCCGCAUCCCGACGCCCAGCAAGGCUGGCUUGACCCGCAUGAUCGAAAACACAAUAGACAGCUUCACGCGUCGAAUCCACAACAAAGGAAACAACGUCAAAGACCUCAUCUUGCUUACCGUCGUUCUUCAGUCGGUUCGCGCUCGUGGGUCAGAAGAGCAAAAAGAGCGUUCGAUGCUACAAGGAGCGAAGAAUACUUUGACUGCCUGCCGCCAGCAACUACUCUCUAUGACUACACAGCCAUCUCUUUCUUCCGAUAUGCCGGACUUGGCACAAAUGGUUCAGUCCUCCGAGACCCUAACCCAAUUACAAGACACGGGGCAACGCCUAUCUACGUCCCAACCCCAAAUACCGGAUACCAUGCAACUACCCUCUCAAACCACCGCCGAGUUCGAAAACUUCGUCGACGAUCUAUUCGCAUUUGAUGAUGGAUCAUUUAUGUGGAAUAUAUGA
This is a messenger RNA of Penicillium cataractarum, 2277 nucleotides long. Its product is annotated as Zn(II)2Cys6 transcription factor. Gene Ontology annotation, biological process: regulation of transcription by RNA polymerase II; DNA-templated transcription. The record is from RefSeq and is a predicted model, not a curated record. The transcript is spliced from 4 exons. Gene Ontology annotation, cellular component: nucleus. Gene Ontology annotation, molecular function: DNA-binding transcription activator activity, RNA polymerase II-specific; RNA polymerase II cis-regulatory region sequence-specific DNA binding; zinc ion binding. Bases 1 to 2277 code for a protein of 758 amino acids. Lineage: Eukaryota; Fungi; Ascomycota; Eurotiomycetes; Eurotiales; Aspergillaceae.